AUGGCAGUCUGUCUCCCCAAUACAAACCUAUCAGCAAACGACGCACGCAUCCUUAACGCGCUCUUCGACCCAGAAACCCUCCCCUCAUCUGUCGCCCAACAAAAAGACACUUCAUCGUCAAUAGACCCAUCACUACCCGCCCACCCCAGCAUACCCGGCCCACAAAUCACAUCGCUCGAGCGCCAACAAAGCGAAAUCAUAAGCCGCAUAUCCAGCACCUCAAGCAUCUCCGAGAUAGAUGCUGCGAUCGCGGAAUUAAAUGGGGUGAUAGAACAGUACCCGGAGUAUGCGGGAGCGUGGGUAAACCGCGCUAUGGUGCGGCGGAUGAAGAUGGAAAUUGCGUUGGAGGAGGGAAAGAACAUCUUCACAACAGCGACCGAGACAUCAGAACCAGAUAUCGAAACAGUAUUCUCGGAUCUUGCGCAAGCGAUUCAACUUUCCCUGCCACCGCCAUCAGCCUCGUCUGCUUCACAGCCCGUCUCCGCCCACGCCGCAAAGGUCCUACGAACAGCUUGUUCACACCGCGCGUACCUCUACCUCAAGACAGUGGAGUUAGAGACGCGGCUUCAUGGUUUGACGAGAUCGGAAUUGGAAGAAUCAGCAAGUAAAGAUUUCGCCGUUGCGGCGCGGUAUGGAGAUGAGGUGGCGAGGGAGAUGAGCGUCAGGACGAAUCCGUACAAGAAGAUGUGUGGAGUGAUUGUUAGGGAUGCAUUGAGGGAAGAGAUGGGGAUGAGCUAG
Molecule: messenger RNA, 738 nt
Organism: Alternaria atra
Lineage: Eukaryota; Fungi; Ascomycota; Dothideomycetes; Pleosporales; Pleosporaceae
Exons: 1
Coding region: 1-738 (245 amino acids)
Biological process (GO): cilium assembly
Source: RefSeq, a predicted model, not a curated record